GAUGUCUGAGAGGAGUAGAGAGUAGGUUCGGGGAGGGGAGUCUGCUCAUUAUGUAACUGCCGUUUGGAAAAGUGUUUUCGCGCUCAGCUUUCGGAGUCUGACAUUCCUACAGUUCCAUUGGGAUUCGGUUAGACAACACAGCGAGAGCAGAUCACAGAGAAACAACGUGCGCAGAGUACGUGCUCAUCCUCAUCCUGUCAUAUCGCAUGUCGCACUUGUGUAGGAUCUAACAAGGGUUUUAUACAAGAGAAUGACUUUAGUGAGAAUCCGUUUCCGGCAUUCAGGUCUCAUGGAAAACAGUGCCGUUUAUGUAAAGUUUUCUAAAGAGACAUGCCAACUGAAUUCCCCAUCAGACAAACUGAAGCAAGAGUUGGAACAAGAGUUGAAAUUAAGCAGCUGUAACUUAUCAAGUCAUGGCUGGUACCAUGGUCGCAUACCUUGGGAGGUUUCUGAGUCUCUUGUGCAACGGGAUGGGGAUUUUCUAGUCCGUGACUCCCUCACUAGCAUUGGAGACUAUGUCUUAACCUGCUGCUGGAACCAGAAAGCUCUUCAUUUCCUCAUCCACAAGGUUCUGUUCAGAUCUUAUGAGACAUAUAUUCGUGCACAGUACUUUCUGGAGGAGGAAACGUUUGAUUCUCUGCCAGCACUUGUUCAUUCCUAUGUUGGAAAUAAAAGGCCUCUGACAAAGCAGAGUGGUGCCUACAUUUACUCACCAGUUAACAGCACACUUCCACUAAGAUACCUAGAAACCAUGUUUGGGCUUCCAAGUGUGGAAAACAGCCCAGUAAACUCACCAACCAGACAGAAGGGAAGCCAAAAGAAGAGGGAAAGCAUAACUGUGACAGAGGCUUUGGAAAUUGAGCUGAUAAGACCACAGAGUGAUGUUGUGAGGAGUUUUGAAGGUACCAUAGAGCAGCGCCUUGUGGUGUCAACUUCCCCUAUAAUAAUGAGCACAUUAGCCAGGCGGCGACAGAGCCCCUCUGAAAACAGGAAGUUUGUGAUAGUUCCUUCAUCACCUGUUCUCCAAAAGUCCAGUGAAAUACGGCUUUGUUCAUCUCCCCCUGAAAACACUCUCAUAUAUUUGGAGCCAACAGUACAUCUUCUGUCCUCCAUGACACAUUCCCAUCAAAACAACAGAGAAGCAAACCAUGCCCAAAAUAACCCAGCAAUUUCUCAGGCUGACCCUGUGGCUACAAAUCAUCCCUUUGUAAGACAUGAAAUGCAGACUUUGGAUUGCAGAGAGGAGUACGAUGAGGAUUAUUUAGUGCCUUUCACCAUGGACACAGAUUCCUGUUUCAAACCUAGUGUGUACCAGUCACCACUGAUGCCCCCAGAAAAUAAACCUUUGGAGACCAGAAUACUGAAAAAAGUGAAGGAUGUCCUGUUUGAAGUUGAUAUAAAGACAUUGGCAAUGCAUAUCACCAAAGUUGACUGCAUGGUUGCUCGAAUUCUGGAUACAUCUGAUGAUAUGAUGAAAGGGAUGAGGGUGAGUUCAGGACUGGAGCUGCUUACCCUCCCACAUGGACAUCAUCUCCGUCAAGAUCUGCUUGAAAGGUUCCACACCAUGUCCAUAAUGCUGGCUGUUCAGCUGCUGGGCUGCACGGGCAGCGCUGAUGAAAGAGCCACCCUGCUGCAUAGAGCCAUCUGCCUGGCCUCUGAACUCAAGAGCAGUUUGGGCAAUUUGUUUGGCUUUGCCACAGUUAUGAAAUGCCUUGAAUUACCACAGAUUGCUCGCUUGGAUGAGACAUGGACAGUUUUACGUCAGAAGUACACAGAAAGUGCUGUUCUUUAUGAGAAAGCCCUUAGACCCUCAAUUUGGACGAUGAAUGAUGAAGAGAUAAGUAGACCCACAGACACAACUUUUCCCCAUGUGCUCCCUCUGCUGUCUCUUCUUGAAAGAAAUGUUGUGGCUCUUGAGGAGUCAGAGUCAUGGGAAAGUGCAGACACUGGAGUGGCCAUGGUCUUGAGCCAUCUGGAUGCUGCACGUGCGAUCGCAUGCAAUGGGAGGAUCUUCAGUGCAAAUGCAGAGGCUAAACUGCAGGGAUUUCAAGAGGAAGCAGAUGUUUGGGAGGUCUUCCUCACAGAGUUUCAGAUGCGUCUCCUGUGGGGAAGCCGUGGAGUGGAAAGAAAUAAAGAUGAACGUUAUUCAAAGUUUGAUGAAGUGCUAACAGCUCUGUCCAACAGGCUUGAGCUUUCCGACUCAGCAAAAUGACAGAAUGGAUGACUGCUAGUCACAUACUAUUUUCAGAAUAUCCACUAUGUUUUAUGAAUUUAUUUAGUUAUGUUGAUUUUUUUUUUUGUUCAUAGGUUUAUAAAGGAGAUGUAUGUCUGCCACUGUAUAUAAACUCAACAUAUCUUGCCAUUUUAACUUAUUUGAUUUUCAAUGUUAUUAUUUACAUAGUGUACAUAAAAUCCAUACCCAAAGUUGUAUUUUCAAGACAAAAUAACCUUAACCGUGCUAAUAUUGUUAACUUUGAACUCUGAAGUAUGUGUUUAAUUGCACUGUUAUUGGUUCUUAUAAUCAAUAAUGACCAGAUAAUGGGUAAUAUUUACUCGUUGGUGCACGUUUUGGAGAUUUUAAGAUGAUAUAUUUAACUCUACUAUUUCAUACUUACAUCAUUUAAAAAUAAAUUCAGAGCUGAUUUAUUCUUUGGUUUUCUUCCAUUUAAGUUACUGUGGUGUAUGUUUCCAAGUGAAAUGUUUGUUUAUCUUAUUUAUUGCCAUGCAUUUACUGAUUUGAAAUUGUAGUGUAUGUACUUUGAUACUAGUCGCCACGUCAUAGUAAAGUAAAUCUUGGGUCAAGU
Molecule: messenger RNA, 2804 nt
Organism: Sinocyclocheilus anshuiensis
Lineage: Eukaryota; Metazoa; Chordata; Actinopteri; Cypriniformes; Cyprinidae
Product: SH2 domain-containing protein 3C
Exons: 11
Coding region: 251-2212 (653 amino acids)
Biological process (GO): small GTPase-mediated signal transduction; positive regulation of peptidyl-serine phosphorylation
Molecular function (GO): guanyl-nucleotide exchange factor activity; phosphotyrosine residue binding
Source: RefSeq, a predicted model, not a curated record